AUGAAUGAGCCACUAGACAAUUUUGCAAAUGGGUCUGAUUUCCCCGAUUAUGCAGCUGCCUUUGGAAAUUGCACUGAUGAAAAAAUCCCCUUCCAGAGGCACUACCUCCCUGCUAUUUACAGCAUCAUCUUCCUGGUGGGCUUCCCAGGGAACGCAGUGGCGAUUUCCACUUACAUUUUCAAAAUGCGCCCCUGGAAGAGCAGCACAGUCAUUAUGCUGAACUUGGCCUGCACGGACCUGCUCUACCUCACCAGCCUCCCAUUCCUGAUUCACUACUACGCCAGCGGUGAAAACUGGAUCUUUGGCAAGUUCAUGUGCAAGUUCAUCCGCUUCGGUUUCCAUUUCAACCUGUACAGCAGCAUCCUCUUCCUCACCUGCUUCAGUGUCUUCCGUUACUUUGUGAUCAGUCACCCAAUGAGCUGCUUUUGCCUGCACAAGCCUCGAUGGGCCACGGUGGCCUGUGCUGCCGUAUGGGUCAUUUCUCUGGUGGCUGUCAUUCCCAUGACCUUCCUGAUCACAUUAACCACCAGGACCAAUAGCUCUGCCUGCCUUGACCUCACCAGCUCGGAUGACCUCACUACCAUCAAAUGGUACAACCUCAUUUUGACUGCAACUAUUUUCUUCCUUCCCCUGGUGAUCGUGACACUUUGCUAUACAAUGAUUCUCUCCAUCCUGACUCGAGGGCCUCAGGCUCAGAGCAGCCUGAAGCAGAAAGCCCGGCGGCUGACCAUUCUGCUGCUCAUUGUGUUUUAUGUCUGUUUUCUACCCUUCCAUGUCUUGAGGGUUGUCCGCAUUGAAUCGCGCCUGCUUUCUAUCAGCUGCUCCGUGGAGAAUCAGAUCCACAAAGCUUACAUCGUUUCAAGACCGCUGGCCGCCCUGAACACCUUUGGCAACCUGUUCCUGUACGUGGUGGUCAACGACAACUUCCAGCAGGCCAUCGGCUCAAUGGUGCGAUGCAAAGCAAACAGGGACCUGGAGCAAGCGAAGAAAAUCAGUUACUCCAACAGCCCUUGA
Molecule: messenger RNA, 1014 nt
Organism: Pteronotus mesoamericanus
Lineage: Eukaryota; Metazoa; Chordata; Mammalia; Chiroptera; Mormoopidae
Gene: OXGR1
Product: oxoglutarate receptor 1
Exons: 1
Coding region: 1-1014 (337 amino acids)
Biological process (GO): G protein-coupled receptor signaling pathway
Cellular component (GO): plasma membrane
Molecular function (GO): G protein-coupled receptor activity
Source: RefSeq, a predicted model, not a curated record